This is a messenger RNA of Bipolaris oryzae ATCC 44560, 3132 nucleotides long. RefSeq lists its product as uncharacterized. Lineage: Eukaryota; Fungi; Ascomycota; Dothideomycetes; Pleosporales; Pleosporaceae. The transcript is spliced from 6 exons. Bases 1 to 3132 code for a protein of 1043 amino acids. The record is from RefSeq and is a predicted model, not a curated record.
AUGUCUCCACAACCCGAUACAGACUUGGACGCCGACGACAUUUCCAUCACCUCGACGGCCGAGGGCGAGCCCACUGACGAUGCAGUCUACGCAGUCGAGGAGAUUCUGGCUGAGAAGUGGGAUAUUUGGGACGAUGAAGAUCCUUGCCAGCCCCCCUUCCAUGGUACCAAGUACCUGACCAAAUGGGAUGGCUACCCACUUCACGACCUCAUAGGCACUUGGGAGCCCCUAUCGGCCUUUAUAAUUCCUGACGAUGAUGGCAACACUCCGUCCGGGACACCGCCAUUGCUCCAAACAUGGCAUGAUCGUAAGAAGUCUAUGGGCGAACCCCACUUUCACAGGUAUUGUCGAAAGAACAUAGACGACUUCCAUGCCGCAAUUGAAGCUGCAGAAACGGCCAGGGCGGUCAGAAAAGCAAAGCGCGACAAGAAGCGACAGAGGCUUGCCUUGUCAAACAAACGGUCGGCACUCUUUGUGUCGGACAGCGAAGACGAAGAUGGGCUUGCCGCAUCAAAUCGAUCGCAGAAGCAGAACCUUCCACAAGCUGCCGCCGGUACUCGCAGCUCAUCAUCAGCUAAGCAACCUCAAACAGCGCGUAAACUACCUUUAGUGCAGCCGGAUCUAUCAUCAGCAUCCGAGGCAGACUUAACCGAUGAUUCAAUGAUGGCUGAAUUGGGCGAAAUUUCGAAAAAGACGACACACAGUUCAAUUGGCACCAAAGGUUCGGCGAAUGAUGGCCAAUCAAGACGCAAUUCAUUGCAGUCACCAUGCAGCCCGACUAAACGCACUGCAGCACCUGUGAGCAAGGAACCAGUCGCAAAAGCAAACCAAACCAAGCAGGCAACCAACAAGGAGCUACAGAAACCAUCUCAACCUCUAAAAGAUGCAGUUUCGCAGAGCAUUAAACCGGCUACGGCGGCGCUUGCUCGUGCCUCUGAUACUUCAAUUGCUUCUGUAGAAAGACCGGCCAACUCGGCUGGUCAGGGAAAUGCUAACAAGGCCAAACGUAGUGGUGCCAUAAAGGUGGUAAACCAACCAAAGGUGCAGUUGCGUAGUGAAUGGACAAAGGGCCAAAAGGCGUUCUCCACUUUACACUUCCGAGCAAUAGCACAAAAGCGGUCGCGCGCUGAAGGCACGCCUGAUCCGGCAGCGCUCGAGAUUGUAAAUGACCCGUCUGGUACCAUCAGGCCAAAACCUCCAUUCCCACGUGAUGAUCCUUAUGCUCGCCGCGAGGUUGGCCAGAGCCGUACAAAGAGUCCAGAGCGCGAUGAUGCACGGCGAGGGUCUAGAAGCGAGCUUUCGACGAGCGAGAUUUUGACUGACGAAAAUGUCCCUCUAGCACCCUGGGAGGUGGAUAAGAUCCCGCAAGUGUGUCCUGAAUGGCGGCUCAGUAACAAUUGUUCAAAGCCCGCACAAACCUGCAUAUUUCUGCAUCGAAACAGGGAUCCAGACGGAAAUGAUUACCCCGUAGGCCAUGCUGGAGGUUUUAUACCCCCAAAAUACCGCAGGCUACCUCUUACAUGUGUCCACUGGCUGUACGGGAAGACUGGCUGUUUUAAGCCAGCUGACAAGUGUCUCUUUGCCCACCGAAAUACCGGCUGGGUACCAAACGAAAAUCACUCUAGCGAGAGCGCCACUCGAAUCGACAAGAAUAUAAAGCCGAUAUGCGAGCGAAAAGCAAAGCCGCACAACGAGCGGAAAAAAGGUUUACUAAAGUCAGUGAAGAGUGUAGAUAGGUUGGCCCCUCAGGAUUUGACAUGCUGGUACUGGGCCAAUGACAUUUGUCGAAACACUGCGGAGAAGUGCCAGUUCCAACACUAUGAUACUGGAAUUCCAGCCCGUCCUCCGCAUGGCCAUGCUAGAUCUUCUUACCGUCCUCUACCAGAUAGUAGCAACGAUAUGUCUACGGAUAAGGCGACUAUGCAAGAUUCUAGGGCUACUGUUGAGGCACCAGAAGAGACCCUGGUGCCUACAAACGAUUAUGUACCUCACCCCAAGUCGCCCGAGGCUGUGGAGACUGUGGAGCCUGGUGCACUCGAAGCAACAUGUGGGAAGGUGCUAAAGAGGAUUGACUCCGUGUGCGAUCUCAACUUUGAAGAAUUAUUUGGCAGUAAUAAUUGUGAAAGAGGGAUUAAGCUGAUGGAUCGGCGAGCUUUCCUAGUGUACCACUCGGAAGAGCAUGCGGAGGAGCUGGAGUUGAUCACUCGAUGGCUGCUGAUGCAUCAUGUCGAGGUUAGUGGUAUGCAUUUUCCUGGCGGGUGGGCGAAUUUCCAGCAGGAAAUCAAGAGCGGAGGGUCUGGCGUCAUCAUCGUACACGCUGCUUUCGAGUACUUCACCGAAUUGCCCGGUCUGGGCGAUAUACUCCAACAUGAAGUUCGUGUCUGUUCGCUUGGCGUGCAAGAAGAUAUCGAGUAUGAUCCUGCUUUGUCACUUGAUCCACCCGUAUACGGCUAUGGUCCGGUGGAAAUCUUCCCCGUCGGCGGGUUCAUCUACAUUACCGACGAGGUAUUUGACAAGGAGCCACAACUCGCUUUGAAAAUCAUCGAGCUAUUCCUCGCGAAAGUCGAAAAAUUGAAGCAGCUUAAGGGUCUGCCGAAUCCGGGACGCCAGGUCGAAACCGCAAAUCUGCUCUGGCGUCUAUGUGUCCGCCCAGAACUAAUGAAGUAUCUAAUCAAUUACUGCGAGAAGUAUGCAGAUCGGGUCGACAGUGGCGACGCAGAAAUGCAAAGCCGUGCCCGCCUCUACACUCUCCUAUCCGACACAAACUACAUCGAGCAAGACCACCCCUCCGAGCCGCUCAGCCGCAUCCUCGACAACUUCCCCAUCCUCUCCGAGCGCCGCACCAUUGCAGACAGCGAGCCAGUCACGUACUUCAAAACCGUUAAGCGCGACCCGGCCGCAGCCAACCUAGCCAUGAUGCGUUACUAUGCGGGCUUGCACGUCGACAUGCGACGCGACUACCGCCAUUUUUACCUAGUGCAUACGGAUCCCCGGGCGAGCGUGGUACAGCAAUGGAAAGAGGAGAUGCAAACGAUUGGCCGGGUCAUGUCGCCGAGGCAGUGCGUCCAAGAGUUGGAAAAGGAGAGUGAAGGAAGUAUGAUUGAUUUUUAUGAGCGGUUCAUGGAAGAGUAA